UAUAGAGAGAUGGUGAUCUGAUAGUUGACUUGAGCUCAUACACAACAAGCAAUGCAACCAAGUCUUGAUGUGACUCACAUCAACUCUUCUCAUUAGUAUAUGACUUGAGAGACUUUGUUGAAAUGGUGAUCUUAGCCAUAAUAGAAGUUGCAAUAUGCUUGUUUUCACUUGAUAAUACAAGCUAAGCAAAUCUGAUCAAUAACACACACAAAUAUUUAUAUAUAUAAAGUUACAACUACUUUAGAAACUUACAUUAACACUACUAUGGCUUUAUCAGCACCACCAUAUAUUCUCUGCUUCUUUCUUCUUUUUAUGUUGCUGUUAUGCUCCUCCACUGCCCAAGCUCAAAGAAACAUAUCUUUGGGCUCAUCUCUUACUGCAGCCAACAACAACUUGUCAUCAUGGGAAUCACCAUCUAGUGAUUUUGCUUUCGGUUUUCAGCAAAUUGGGAAAGAUGGGUUCCUACUAGCUGUCUGGUUCAAUAAAAUACCUGAGAGAACUAUUGUCUGGUCAGCCAAUGGAGAGAAUCUUGUGCAGGAAGGAUCCACAGUUGAGUUGACAAAACUUGGGCUUGUUCUCCAAGACCCCAACCGCAAUCAGAUUUGGACUUCUGGUCUUUCAGGAACUGAUGUUGCUUAUGGGGCAAUGCUCGACACAGGUAAUCUUGUCUUGGCAAACCACAACUCUGCCAAUUUGUGGGAGAGUUUCAAGGAGCCAACAGACACAUUGUUGGUGGGGCAAACUCUGAGUCAAAACAUGACGCUUGUUGCUCGCUAUUCGGAGACAAAUUAUUCAAGUGGGAGAUACCAUUUUGUACUACAAUUAGAUGGAAAUCUAGUGCUUUACACAAGAAAUUUCCCACUUAACACCAGCAAUUUUGCUUAUUGGGAAACCAACACACACAAUGGAAUUCAGCUUAUCUACAACCAGUCUGGCUAUAUGUACCUUGAAGCUAAGAAUGGUACCAUACUACACAUGUUAUCAUCAAAUGGUACGAAUGCAACACAAGAUUUCUACCAAAGGGCUAUUCUUGAAUAUGAUGGUGUUUUCAGGCAAUAUGUGUACCCAAAGACCAAUGAUCAAAGAUCUAGUGGGUGGAAUAUGGCGUGGACUCAGUUAUCAGCCUCCAUACCUUCCAAUAUAUGCUUGCAGAUUCUAAAUAAAAUAGGGGGUGGAGCUUGUGGGUACAACAGCUACUGUAUGCUAGGAAGUGACCAGAGACCAAGUUGCCACUGCCCAGAUGGAUAUACUUUCAUUGAUCCAUAUGAUGAGAUGAAAGGCUGCAAACAGACCUUUGAAGCUCAAAGUUGUGAUGUAGAUUCAGAAGAUGCUGAUCAUUUCACUUUUAAUAGCAUGCUAAAUGCAGACUGGCCUGAGUGUGAUCUCGAGUAUUUUCAAAAGGUGGAUGAGAACUGGUGCAGGAAGGCUUGCUUGGGAAAUUGUUUUUGUGUUGCUGCAGUUUUUAGAGAUGGUGAUUGUUGGAUGAAGAGAAGUCCUCUCUCAAAUGGGAAGGUAGACCCCAAUGAUGGUGGGAAAGCUCUAAUUAAAUUAAGAAGAGACAAUUCGACUUCAAAGGCAGGAGGUAUAGAUGCCAGAAAGAAAGAUCAAUCUACAAUGGUACUCCUUGGAUCAGUACUUAGCAGCUCAGUUUUUUUGAAUGCCUUACUUGGAGCAGCUUUUUUGGUUCUUUUUCGCUUUGGUCAGAAAGCAAAGGUGAUUAAGCAUAAGCAAUUCUUACCAGAGAUGAAUUUGCAUAUUUUCACUUAUGCACAGCUAGAAGCAGCCACCAGUGGUUUCAAGGAGUUGCUGGGAAGGGGUGCUUUUGCUAGUGUCUUCAAAGGGGUUCUAGCAUUUGAUGACAACCAAUGUUUGGUUGCUGUAAAGAGGUUAGAGCACACGGUGAAAGAAAGUGAGCAAGAAUUCAAAGCAGAAGUAACUGCCAUUGGCCGUACAAAUCAUAAGAAUUUGGUACAGCUAAUUGGGUUCUGUAAUGAAGGAUUGCACAGACUUCUUAUCUAUGCAUAUAUGAGAAAUGGGUCACUUUCAAGCUUCCUUUUCGGACCUUCAAAGCCGAAUUGGCACCUGAGAGUGGAAAUUGCCUUAGGAACUGCAAGGGGACUAUUUUACUUGCAUGAAGAGUGCAGCACCCAAAUCUUACAUUGCGACAUCAAGCCUCAAAACAUCUUACUAGAUGACUCUUACACAGCACGAAUUUCUGAUUUUGGACUAGCCAAGAUUUUGAAGACAGAGCAAACUCGGACCACUACUGGAAUAAGAGGAACCAAAGGAUAUGUAGCUCCUGAAUGGUUUAGAAACAUGCCUGUCACUGCCAAGGUGGAUGUAUACAGCUAUGGAAUUUUGUUGCUAGAGCUCAUUUGCUGCAGAAGGAAUGUUGAAGAAAAUGUAAAGGAUGAGGCCCAUAUGAUAUUGGCUGAUUGGGCAUAUGAUUGCUAUGCAGGUCGGGAACUUGAGUUUCUAGUUGAGAAUGAUAAUGAAGCAUUACAAGACAUGAAAAAGGUGGAGAAGUAUGUGAUGAUUGCAUUAUGGUGCAUCCAAGAGGAUCCAUCACUUAGACCCACCAUGAAGAAAGUUAUGCUAAUGCUUGAAGGAACUGUUGAAGUCUCAGUUCCUCCAAACCCAACUUCAUUUAUGAGUUCAAUAUAAUCUACUUUUGUAUGCAAUCAUUUGUGUACUUCAUAUUGUGUGUUAGUUUCAGCCAAUUACAAAUGCUACAACUGUCUUAUGCAAUAGUUCUUGUAGUUCAUAGUGAGUGUUAGUUUCAACAAAUUAUAUAUGUGAUGACCUAUUGAACUUUAAUUGUUAUAGAUUUUUGCUCAAACAAGUGAAUACAGUGACAAAUGCUACAACUUUCUUUUCCAAUCA
Molecule: messenger RNA, 2883 nt
Organism: Humulus lupulus (European hop)
Lineage: Eukaryota; Viridiplantae; Streptophyta; Magnoliopsida; Rosales; Cannabaceae
Product: G-type lectin S-receptor-like serine/threonine-protein kinase LECRK3
Exons: 1
Coding region: 265-2664 (799 amino acids)
Biological process (GO): protein phosphorylation
Molecular function (GO): ATP binding; protein serine/threonine kinase activity
Source: RefSeq, a predicted model, not a curated record